This is a messenger RNA of Helianthus annuus (common sunflower), 1169 nucleotides long. RefSeq lists its product as uncharacterized. The record is from RefSeq and is a predicted model, not a curated record. The transcript has 6 exons. Lineage: Eukaryota; Viridiplantae; Streptophyta; Magnoliopsida; Asterales; Asteraceae. Gene Ontology annotation, cellular component: plastid-encoded plastid RNA polymerase complex. Bases 65 to 1072 code for a protein of 335 amino acids.
UUAUUAUAAAAGUAUUUACUGUUUCACCUCUCCGAAAAACCUUAUCUUAAACCCUGAAACCGUCAUGAGCACCACCCUCUUCUUCCUUCCAAUUCCAAAUCCAAAUCCAAUCCCACUACUACAGGUCUGCACUUUCCCAUCCAUUUCCCCAAUUCCCUCACUCCCCCGAAUCCGCACCUUCCCCUUAUCCCUCAAACCAUUUCCCAAACGCCGAGACUUCAGAAUCUUCUCCGACGACGGAGACGGCGGCGGCGACGCAGACGGCGGCGGAGAUGACGCAGACGGCGCUGGAGAAGCAGAUCACGAGGACCUGGACGAAGAAGAGGCAGAUGAGGGGGAUAAUAAGAGAGACUACGACGUUGAGUACGAGGAGGUUGUCGGUGGUGGUGGUGAUGAUGGGAUUACGAUGGUGCAUAGUAAGAGCUUCGUGUCCACUCAAGGGUGGAACUCCGAGGAGGUUGUUGAUUAUCGUAUUAACGAGGAUGAGUUUCAUAAAAUAAGUUUGAUGGAUUGUGAUUUUUUUAUCCGGAAGCCGCCUGAUCCCGAUAAUGAUGUCUACGAUUUCAGAGAGAUGUAUGUGACCGAACCGGAUACUGAUAUCUAUGCGAUUCCACGUGUUCUUGCGCCCAUGCCCGAGAAGUAUAUUAGAUGUGCAAAGAGUGACUGGGGUACCUAUAACGUCACAGAACCGCCAAUUGAUGCACUUCGGGAUCCCAUGUACAAAUCAGAGUGGGAGGUUAUGAAGGUGUUUUUGACGAAGCACUACAGGAACCGGCGGUUGGAUGAUCCCGAUUUUGUGCUUGACUUUGAAGAGAUUUAUGUUAUAGAUUCAAAGACAAAGUCGAUAACUCGGGCCAAAGUCUUGGUGACAGUUCCUGAAGGAAGAAACAGGGAUCGAAAGAACGAUUUUCUGGUUAUUCGGGAUAAUGCAACAUCAUUUAAAAUAAUUCCCUCGGAGGAGAGAGAUGAUCCAACGACUGUAGUUCACAGGGAAGAGUGGGACAAGGGCAGAAAGGACAUGGAAAGACAUCUCAGCAAGCUAAGGGACUUCAAUGUUUCAAAUUGGUUCUAGUUUUUGUUGCUUCAAAUUUUGUUACAUGUCAACAAGUAUGAAUGCUUUGUUCAGAAUUUGUUUUUUAGUUAAUUAUUAUUCUCAUUAUUUUGUAGUU